AUGACAGAGUAUUCUAUGCUCUUGGUCUCACGAUUGGACCCGUUGAGGUAUCUAUUUGACAGGCCUGUUCUGACCGGUAGGCUCAUGAGAUGGCUGGUAUUGUUGACAGAGUUUGAUAUUCAUUAUGUCACGCAGAAGUCAGUAAAGGGAAGCAUUGUUGCAGAUCAUCUAGCUUCUUUGCCGAUAUCCGAUGACCGAUCAGUUGAUGAUGAUUUCCCUGAUGAGCAGAUUGUUUCAAUGACUAGUAUUACGGGGUGGCGGUUGUACUUUGAUGGUGCCGCCAAUCAGUCAGGGUUUGGCAUUGGUAUCUUAUUGAUAUCACCACAGGGUGAUCAUAUCCCCAUAUCAGUCCGGUUAGCAUUUUCUGAUCAUCACCGGUUGAUGAAUAAUAUUGUAAAGUUUGAGGCUUGCAUUACAGGUUUGGAGACUACACUUGAUCUUGGCAUUAGGCAGUUGGAGAUCCACGGGGAUUCCAACUUGAUUCGAUGUGUUAAGGUAUAUACAUUUGCCCAGGGCGGAGAAUUAGUUUGUCGAUGCAUUAGCCACCUUGCUUCUCUGAUUGUGAUCCUUGCGGGGGUGAAUGUUAGGCCAUUGCUGAUUGAGACUAAGUCUGCACCAGCUUACUAUUGUAUGAUUGGAGAGAUAAAGGAUCAGAUUGAGUUGCCAUGGUAUCAUGAUAUUUAUCAGUUUCUGUCAUGCGGCGCUUACCUAGAGUUAGCCUCGGCCAAGGAUAGGAGAGCAUUGAGACAGUUGGCCACCAGAUUUGUUGUUUGCGGGGAUGUGCUGUAUAGGAGAUCACCUGAUGGCUUGUUAUUAUUAUGUUUAGACUGUGCAUCUGCAGAUCGAGUGAUGAGAGAGGUUCAUGCAGGGGUCUGUGGCCCACACAUGGGAGGUCAUAUGCUAGCACGUAAGAUCAUGAGGACUGGCUACUUUUGGUUAACCAUGGAGACAGAUUGUUGUCAGUUUGUACAGAGAAGUCAGGAGUGUCAGAUGCAUGGAGACUUGAUACACGUGCCACCUUCUGAGUUGCAUGCACUUGCAUCCCCUUGGCCAUUUUCAGUAUGGGGUAUUGAUAUUAUUGGGAAGAUCUCGCCCAAGUCUUCCAGUGGGCAUGAGUACAUUUUGGUUGCCAUUGACUAUUUCACCAAGUGGGUGGAAGCUGCUUCUUAUGUUAGGUUGACAGCGGCCAGAAUGGCCAAGUUCAUCAGAUCGCAUAUUAUCUGCCGAUACGGGGUCCCUCAUGAGCUGAUCUCAGACAGAGGGGUGUAUUUCAAGGGCGAGGUGGACACGUUGAUUCAAGAGUAUGGCAUUCAGCAUCACAGAUCGUUUACAUACAGGCCGCAGACUAAUGGAGCAGUUGAGGCCAUUGAGAUGAGAUCUUUGAGAGUAGCACUAAAGCAGCAUAUAUCCGAGGCCGAGUGGGCCCAGUCUCGUUAUGAUCAGCUUAGCCUGUUGGAUGAGAAGAGAUUGAGGGCGGCAGAUCAUGUUCAGGCCUAUCAGAAGAAGAUGACCCGUGCAUUCAAAAAGAGGGUCAAGCCUAGGAAAUUCCAGAGAGGUGACCUAGUCUUGAAAGUCCUCAGGGGAUUGAUCAGUGACCCUAGAGGCAAGUUUAGACCGAGUUGGAGCAGGCCUUAUGUCAUCCGAGAUCUGACUCGAGAGGGAGCUGCCUGGUUGACAGACCUAGACGGAAAUCAGUUCACAGAGCCAGUUAAUGUGGAUCAGCUGAAGAAGUUUUAUGCGUGA
This is a messenger RNA of Vitis vinifera (wine grape), 1743 nucleotides long. RefSeq lists its product as uncharacterized. Lineage: Eukaryota; Viridiplantae; Streptophyta; Magnoliopsida; Vitales; Vitaceae. Gene Ontology annotation, molecular function: nucleic acid binding. Bases 1 to 1743 code for a protein of 580 amino acids. The record is from RefSeq and is a predicted model, not a curated record. The transcript has 3 exons. Gene Ontology annotation, biological process: DNA integration.